ACCGGCAGGUUUCACAUGAGCUCUGGGGACCAGCCAGUUUAACGCAGUUACCAAGCCAAGUUCCACAGAGGAGCCGGAGAGGUUUGUUUAGCCAUGGAAACCUCAUGCAUGGAAGGGUUCGGGCAGUUCAUGCAGGUCACUCACCAGCCUUGUCUUCAGCCUGCACUGGGUUCUUCUGGCUUCUCCGUCACUCACUGCGUUUCUCAAAGCUCCAUGCGAGGUUACUGCGCUGGGACGUUCCCAGGCCCAGCUGACCUACCAGCCUACCACCAGGACAAUUACCGCAAUGGGGUCACCAGCGGAGAUUGGUACGGGCAGACGCAGGACGGACCGUACCCACCAAUCUCUAGGUACAUGGGACCGUCUGGAUUUAACAUGCCCAGCACUGGUUGCCUGGGAUAUAUCGGGGAGGUGGCCAAAUCUACCCUCUUCCUCCAGAACACGUCCAGGCGGAAGAGGAGGGUGCUGUUCUCUCAGGCUCAGGUUUACGAGCUGGAGAAAAGGUUUGAGCUCCAGAAAUACCUGACUGCUCCUGAGCGGGAGCAUCUGGCCAAGGUCACCCACCUGACCCCCAACCAAGUGAAGAUCUGGUUCCAGAACCACCGCUACAAGAUGAAGAGGCAAGCCAAGCAGCGGGACCUGGAGCAGCCGCGUAGCCCAAUCUCAGUGCUCCACAAGGCCUGUGCCAGCAGCCCCGUCACCUCCCACGCUGACUAUGGCUUUGCAGAUCCUGAGCUGGAGAAUAAAUCCCCUCCGGAGGCCCAUUACAACCUCCCCAGACUUGGGCAAGGUGGUCUCAGAGGCCAAGGCCUGGCCGUGAGCCCCAACACUACUGUAGACUGUCAGCCCAAGGCCAGCAACAGAAGCCUCAUGUUUAGCAAGUCGUGGUAGCUUCAUUUGGGGAACGGGGCGGAAUUUUCCCAAACUGAGAUCAUUCCACAAAUUCAACACGAGUUCACAGAACAUUUCACACAAUCCAAAUCUCCAUUUUUCCACUGCAAAAAGUUUCAGCCCAAACCAGUUUUUCUCAGUUCGAAGGCGGCCUGAUGCGCCCCAUUUCACAGCUGGGGAUCUGAGGGCAGAAAUACUUGUCCAAGGUCACACACGCAGCGGCGGAGGCGGGAACUGAACUCAAGUCUCUAGCCUUCACCAUUAAUUCCCCAAACUUACCUGCCUACAGGGGUGGGUGGCACUCUGGAGUGGGCUAGGCCAGAGCUGCAUCCGCCUUCGAGGGAGCCUUCAGAACUGGCAUAGCAUACGUAGCUAACGGUGCCUGAGAACAGAGACCCCCACGGAGCUGCUCACAACACACAUCCCAUUUACUCCACUCUGCUCUCUCCAGGGUACAAGGAACACAAACAUGAGGCAUUUCUUUUUAGCACAGGCGCUUUGGUUUGGUGACUGCAAGGCAGCAUGAACGGGGGACAGCUGAGGCUAGUGACACUUACCUCCUUUGUAAAAUGCUGGGUAUCGCGUUGGUCUUAGA
This is a messenger RNA of Mauremys reevesii (Reeves's turtle), 1486 nucleotides long. Its product is annotated as thyroid transcription factor 1-like. Gene Ontology annotation, cellular component: nucleus. The record is from RefSeq and is a predicted model, not a curated record. NCBI's taxonomy places the organism in Eukaryota, Metazoa, Chordata, Testudines, Geoemydidae. Gene Ontology annotation, biological process: cell differentiation; regulation of transcription by RNA polymerase II. The transcript has 2 exons. Bases 94 to 891 code for a protein of 265 amino acids. Gene Ontology annotation, molecular function: DNA-binding transcription factor activity, RNA polymerase II-specific; RNA polymerase II cis-regulatory region sequence-specific DNA binding.